Molecule: messenger RNA, 1052 nt
Organism: Ceraceosorus bombacis
Lineage: Eukaryota; Fungi; Basidiomycota; Exobasidiomycetes; Ceraceosorales; Ceraceosoraceae
Source: the annotation of a GenBank genome assembly
AUGUCUACUCAACCUCUCCUCCAACGCACCGCUGGAAAGCGCAUUGCGCUGCCUGUCCGAGUCGAGCCAAAGGUGAGCAAGGACACCAGGGUGCAUCAGCAGAGAUGCUAUAGCGAAAAUGGUAAUUCCGAUUGCUCGGCUUCGGAGAGAAUGGGGCAUGGAGGAGAUGAGGACAAGAUUGGCACAAUGGCAGCAGGGAAGUACAACGCGUCUUGAAGCCAAACAGCAUUGCGUAUUGAGAUAUGAUGUAGAUCGCCCUUGAAGGUAGGAAUGGAUAACGAAAGAAUAGGAAGUGAUCGACCAGCGCUUCAUCGGCAGUGCUCAGGAGCAGGGAAGCAAUCUGUCACAUGCCGAGCAUCGAAAAAGUAUCUCUGCGCUCGAUGAUCACGCCUGACCUAGGCAUGCCUGGGGGGCGAAUUCUGAGCAGAUGGGAUGGCCAAACAGCUAACGCGGCUAUUCUCUUUGCCAUUCAGGUCUUCUUCGCCAACGAGCGUACCUGUGUGUAUGCGUCUCCAUCGCAGUCCUGUUGCGGCAUCCAAUCCUGACGCGCUGCUUGGCAAUCCUCCUACCCCUCCCUUCGUUCUUAGUCUUGUCAUGGCUCAACUUUACAGUCACCCUGUCUGCUCUGGCAGCUGGCCUGCUCAACUUUGGCGACAAGGUUGGCCGCGUGUCUGCUGCCAUGUUCAGCUUUGUCGGUGAGCACAGGGCGAUACACUUUUGGAGACUUCAUGCUUUGGGGAGGGAGGGGCUGCUGUACGCCCAUAUGAAGCAGCAAGGCGCACGCUCGCCUCAAAGAUGAGGCCAGGUGUAGAGUAGCUUGUUCGAUACUUUCAAGGCUUGCAAAAAGACUGACUUGGCUCGCUGCUCUACGUGCCAUUACAGCAAUGGCCAUCAUGGUCUACGCCCUCGUCACCUACCACUGGCGAGCUUCGGCCAUUCGCAACCGAGGAACAGGCCCCUACGACGACAGGCUCGGUCCCACCAUGCUCAGCGUCCUCUUGCUCAUCGCCGUCGUCGUCAACUUUAUCCUCCGCUUCAAUGAUGCUGCAUAG